ACCACGCCUGCUGCGCCCACAUUCUUUGCUCGCAAGCUUCAGCCCGGACUUCAGCUAACUGUAACAAGCUUUUACAGUCAAGAUCUACCAAAACCGCCCAUCAUGUCGAACCACCACUUCCCAGACAUCCAAAACAAGCUCUCCGCACCGGUCAAGCUCUCAGCAUUCGAACGCCGGAAACAAGAGGCCGAAGCGAAACGCCGGCGCGAAGCAGCAGAGGACGCAGCAGCUAUAAAGCAAGCGGUGGAAGACAUGCAAGCAGGCGAUGAGGGCGAUCCUCUACCGACGACCGAAGCCAAGAUCAGCAAUAUGGGGGGGUUUGGGAACGCGCCACAUCCGUCGAGACACUUUGCCGGGAGUUCAAUGGGAUUCAGGCUGCCAGAACAGCAGCCGCUACCGCCAACACAGUCGCUACGGCCGCUGGCGCAAAAGAGACAACGUGAGAAGUCGCCCGAGCUGGCAGAAGAUGACAUCUUGAGCUUCAUAGAGUCGAACAAGAAGGCCAAACCGGGCAAUGCGGAGCCGCGUUCGCGAAAUGGCUUAAGAGCGGCGUCAUGGGGAUCAUCGGACGACUCGAAGGCGCACCCGCGAAGUGACGGGCGCAAAGCAGCAUUUAGGGAUUCGAACGAUUCGGAUGUCGAUAGUGUUGAUAGCGAGCCGGAUCCGAACGAGCCCAAGCCGCUGGUUGACGUAUGGAACAUACCGAUUGACAUGUCUUUAGACAUGAUCGAAGCGAUGAUCGACAAGAUGAUGCCUGCGGGCCGGGAAGCCAAAGAGGUUAUUCCCAUGCCGCCAAAAGGCCCGAUUGCCAAUUCUGGAGGACGCAAGUCGAAAAUCGCUACGGUGAGACUGGCUCGUGGACUGCUUGCGGCAGAGCUCGACCAGGUCGCAGCAGCUUUUAAUGGAAAGUAUGCGGGCUGGGGAUAUUACUUGCGUGCUGCCCGCCAGACAACUUUCAUGAGUGAAUCCAUUGACCACAAUGCUCAAUCACUUUAUCCUUUCGGUGCCGUGCCAGUCGCCAACCGUGGAAAGGGCUCUGGCGGCAAUCAAGUAGGUAAUUACGGCGACAACCGUGGAGGGAGCUACAACGACAAUCGCGGAUCAAGUUACGGCAACAACCGCGGAGGAGGUUACGGGGAGAAUCGCGGACGCGGAUACGGCGACAAUCGUAGCGGUUACGGCGACAAUCGUGGAGGCUACAACGACAAUCGUGGAGGCUACAACGACAAUCGUGGAGGCUACAGCGACAAUCGUGGAGGGGGCUACGGCGGCAAUCAAGGAGGGGGCUACGGCGGCAAUCAGGGAGGGGGCUACGGCGGAAAUCAAGGAGGUAAUUACGGCAACAAUCGUGCAGGAGGUUACGGACGGAGUCCUGUAGGCCCUCAAGGAAUGCGCGGCGCCCCAAAUCAAGACAAGGGUGGUGGAUAUGGACAGCCGAACUAUCAAAAUGCUAGGAGAGGCAGCCAGGAUUUCUCACAACUAGAGGUGAAGGUUACUCCCCCAGCUGAUCUGCAGCAAAUGAGGCUCAUCCACAAGACGGUUGAAGGGGUGCUUACGCACGGUGUUGCGUUUGAGGCUCUACUGAUGUCACUUUCGGAUGUACAGAAGCAGGAGAAGUGGGCUUGGAUCUGGGAUGCCAGGAGCGUAGGCGGCAUAUGGUACCGAUAUCGCCUUUGGGAACUAAGCAGGCCUCGCCGUUCUCGCCGCCCAUCUAAUUCCAACGCCCGACGUGGUUCCAACGGGGGCCUCAUCCAACUGGUCUUCGACGAAGGACCCACGUGGGUGGCACCAACGGACGUUCCGAAGUUCGAGUUCAUCGCCGAAAUCUCAGAAUUCAAAGACGAUCCCGACUACCACGAGUCUGACCUCGACAGCGAUGACGACGAAGGUGGCGGCCGCCGCAGCUUCAACGACGGAACCGGCCCUCCACCCGAAGACCACCUCCAACCCAAGCUCGCCUUUCUCGAACCGCUCGCGAAAGCGCAACUUACGUGGCUGCUGGCCCGUCUGCCGAGCGAGAUGACCAAACUUCGCGCCGGCGAUGUCGCGCGCGUCACCGACUUCGCUAUCAAGCACUCUGCCCGUGGCAGGGAAGAAAUCGUUGACAUGAUCAUCCUGAACGUCGAGAAGCCCUUCUGCUUCACCUCCGCCAACACCAAUCCAAAGCCAACAAUAGAAUCCGCCCAGCGCUCCAUCGAGCCUCCGACUGACACCACCGACAACCCUAGCUCCGAGCUCGGCCCAGCCAAGCAGCAGCAGCCCGUCGACGCGUCCUCCCCAGCCAAUCUCUCCACCGAGCCUGUCGACAUCUCCUCUGCGAAACUCGUCGCCCUCGCCGUGAUCUACGACCUUUGCGUUGCCGGCACCGACCACAGCCUCGGCUUCACCAUCAGCUCCUGGCGCUAUCCCGUCGAUUUCGCGUCCGAGCUCACACGCCGUCGCGUCUUCGCACACCUGGGCCGCCUCGACCGCGAUCUCGGCUGGGGCAAGAUGCGCGCGCGGCGCUGGAAGAUUCAGAUCCACAACGUCCUCGACCUGUGGAAGGAACGCGGUUUCUUCACUCCAACCACCAUGCAGGAGCUUGCAGACCAGUUUGCGAAUCCGCCGCUGACAGCACGCGAGAAGGAGAUUGAGGCGCGGGAGGCGGCGGAGCGCGCGCGCGUGCAGGCGAAGCGAGGGAAGGUGGAGAUUAGAGCUAUUAUGCCUGCGGAUGGCGAGGGCAGUGAGGGUGAUGAGGGCGGUCUGGCGUCGGUGGACAGGGAGCAGGAACGCAAGGAGAAGGUGCAGUUCUCGAUGGCCAUGGGACCGCCGCAGGGUCGGAAGCGCAAACCGCAGGUUUUGUGAGCUGGCUUCUGGUGAGGUGGAAAAGGGGCGGAGGCGCCUUUGGCUUGCUGGGACUACGGUCAGAACAGUAGCCUGUAUGAUAUGAUAUGGAUGGCUGCGGCCUGAGUAUGAAGGGAGAGAUAGUAAAUCCGAGCUUAGCUCGGUCAGAGAAUGCGAAU
Molecule: messenger RNA, 3002 nt
Organism: Mytilinidion resinicola
Lineage: Eukaryota; Fungi; Ascomycota; Dothideomycetes; Mytilinidiales; Mytilinidiaceae
Exons: 1
Coding region: 103-2844 (913 amino acids)
Biological process (GO): RNA processing
Cellular component (GO): nucleus
Molecular function (GO): RNA binding
Source: RefSeq, a predicted model, not a curated record